Giardia duodenalis is the source of this 684-nucleotide messenger RNA. Its product is annotated as O-sialoglycoprotein endopeptidase. The record is from RefSeq and is a predicted model, not a curated record. Gene Ontology annotation, biological process: maturation of SSU-rRNA. The transcript has a single exon. The coding region runs from base 1 to 684 and encodes 227 amino acids. NCBI's taxonomy places the organism in Eukaryota, Fornicata, Diplomonadida, Hexamitidae. Gene Ontology annotation, molecular function: rRNA small subunit aminocarboxypropyltransferase activity.
AUGCCGCGCAAGGCCUCGGUUGAGGAUCUCAGUUCUGACUCUCCAGAAGAUUCCAGAGAAUGCACCAGCAGGCGGGUCUCCUUGUUUGCCUAUGAUUACCAUCAGUGUGACUCUAAGCGCUGUUCCGCCAAGCGACUAGAAAAGCUUCAUCUCUGCCGCUCCAUCCCCAAAACGGCCUUCUUCAAAGGGAUACUCUUGAGCUCCGAAGGGGUCUACGUGAUAUCCAGACUUGAUCGAAACACGGUACAGCAGCAUGGACUUGCCACCGUUGAUUGUUCAUGGAAUGAGAUAUUAGCUGAUCAGGUGCCCAUUACAAAACUGAAGUGCAGAAACCAUCGACUACUUCCGUUUCUCCUAGCAAGCAACCAGGUUAACUAUGGCAAGCCCUUUAAACUGAACUGCGCAGAGGCCUUUGCCGCAGGCCUGUGGAUAUGUGGCUAUCGGGACCAAGCUCUAGACACGAUCCAGAGGUUCCCCUAUGCAAAAGCGUUUCUCGAUUUGAACGAGGAGCUUCUCGAUCGCUAUGCCUCGUGUGAGACGAGUGAAGCGGUGCUUGCUGUGCAGGAGGAAGUUAUGAACCAGCUAGAAAACGAACAAAGAGAGCGAGAGCUACGGAAACAGACCACCAACUACCAGGAGUCAGUCAGCCACACAAGUGACACAUACGACGACAGCGACAAGUAA